Molecule: messenger RNA, 2623 nt
Organism: Aspergillus aculeatus ATCC 16872
Lineage: Eukaryota; Fungi; Ascomycota; Eurotiomycetes; Eurotiales; Aspergillaceae
Product: FAD binding domain protein
Exons: 3
Coding region: 333-2360 (675 amino acids)
Biological process (GO): homocysteine metabolic process
Cellular component (GO): cytosol
Molecular function (GO): flavin adenine dinucleotide binding; FMN binding; [methionine synthase] reductase (NADPH) activity
Source: RefSeq, a predicted model, not a curated record
GGGCUAAGGACUUUAAACACAACACAACCCCAGCCUGUGGCCCCAGAUACGAUAACAGGUCCGUUGGGCACCGAUCUCUCUCCCACCAAAUGUCGCAGAAAUGGCUCUCCGGGCUAGCAGGCCAGGUCGCGUGAAGGUCGAGAAUAGUUUCAUGUUACGUCAAGUGGUCUGGUUCGGUACUCACCCGAUCUGGUGCAUGAUAACAGCUUCAUCAGUCACAAGUGUCAUUAUGAUGCCAACCCGAGAGGGAAUUGGACUCUCAGGGAGCUGUGGCAAAAGAGCAGCAUCCCUUCCUUUGCGGGGUUAACAUAGCUUGACGUCGUCUUACAAGUAUGUUUGCUGGUGACGUUUGGAAGGGAACGGAGGGAGGGGGCGACUUGGUUUCCGAUUAUCCCUGUCAGAUGCCCGCCGCCAUUCACGCCGUACCUCAGCCGCCUUCAUCGAGGCUGGCGACGCCACAGCCUCCCCUUGCCUCCAAUGGAGACCACAAGAGCAUCCCCGUAUCGUCGACAUCUCAUCCCGAUAACCCUGUCCCCGAAGAGCCCCGUGGAGUUCGGGCACUGUCUGUAACCGAUAUCAAUUUCAGCAUCUCAUCACCAUCAUUGCGCGAUACCGAAUCCACCGGCUCCGAAUCACCGUCGCUUGCCCAGACGCCCGACACAGAGAUCUCGUCUGAUGCGGAAGAAUCAUUGAAAUCCUCCGUCGAAGAUGGCCCCGAGAAGCCCCGUCGAGCCUCCACUGUUCUAAUCUCUCAGAACUCUGAGGAUAUGAGAAGAAUUUUGGAGAAUGUUGGCGUUGCUGGUACUCAAAAGCUCCAGCCUCUGUGCUGUGGUGGUGGUUGCUGUCGCAGCCAGCCUUUGGUCAACAUUCCCACGCCAUCAGUUGGAGCUAACGUCGUCACUCCUCCGGACAACAAGGCCUACGAGAGCCUCAAGCUCAAUGUCGCUUACCUCACUUUGGAUAGCGAAUUAACGAAUCUUGUGCCUCUACCAGAGAAGACGGUCUCUUUUUCUGCAAUCCCGAAAUCGGCAGUCGAUUUGCAACUGGGUCCUGCAAAUCAUCCACCUCCUUUCGUCCAGCCUCAUCCCCCAUAUGACGUCUUCCGUGCGCCUUUGCACCAUGCCCGAGAAUUGACCAAGUCCGGUGCCGAGAAGCGUACAUAUCAUUUUGACAUCGACGUAACAGACUACCCUGCCGAGAGUGGUAGUGUCGAUUUCGUCGUCGGUGGCGCCAUUGGAGUAUGCCCCAAGAACAAGGAUGAGGAGGUCGAUGAUAUCUUCAACCUAUUGGGCGUGCCCAAGUCAAUUCGUGACAAGAAGAUUACCGUGCGCACCACGAAGGGUCGGUGGCCCACGAUCUGGGGAGACGAUCAACCUCGGGAGCUAAUCACCACCCGGCGGGAAUUGCUGAACUGGUGCUCAGACAUUCAGAGCUAUGCACCCACCAAGGGUCUAUUCCGACUGCUCGCCGAGUAUGCCAGUGAACCAAAUGAAAAGAAGAUCCUUUCGUUCCUCGCCUCCGCUCAGGGACAAGGUGCCUUCUGUGACCUGCGUACUAGCUCGCACAUCACCGUCUCUCAGCUGUUGCACGCUUUCCCCUCAUCUCAACCUCCCUUGGAUCAUCUUCUUUCUGUCUUGAAUACCCUCAUGCCGAGGUUUUACUCUCUUUCUCAAGACCCUCUUCUCUCAUGCAAGGAUAAGGGUACUCAAACCCGUCGUUUGGUUGAAGUGGCGGUGACUGUUGCCGAAUCGGACGAUUGGAAAGGAGGCAUGCGCACGGGCGUUGGGUCUGGAUUUCUCGAGCAGCUCGCACGCCAAGUGAUCGAGGCGGAGAAGAAGGGCAUUGACCCUUCCACUCUUGAUCUCCAUGUCCCUAUGUUCCGGGGCUUGAUGGCCAACCCGCUGGCCAAGCAGUUUACUUCCGACGGCCCGAUGCUCUUGAUUGGUGCCGGUGUUGGCAUCGCUCCCUUCCGCGGUUUCGUACAGCGACGCCUCCAGUCGGCCAACUGCGCUAACAAGGUCUGGGUCCUGCAGGGCGUCCGUGACUCCCUCUUGGACGAGCUCUACCGUGGCGAAUGGGGCGUUGAUGAGGAGAAGGUGCGCACGGUUGUCCAAAGCCGCCGUGGGGAGAGCAAGUAUGUUCAGGAAGAGGUGCGCCAUCAAGCUGAUUUGGUUUGGUUUGUCAUCAAUGCUCUGGACGGCCGAGUAUUUGUCUGCGGUAGCGGUAAGGGGAUGGGCGAGGGCGUUGAGGACGCUCUGGUCGAUGUUGCCAUGGCCAAGGGCAAUUUGAACAUGGAGGAAGCGAAGCAGUUCUGGGCGAACAAGAAGGAAGCUGGACAGUACAUUGCCGAGACCUGGUAAUGUUCUGAAGUAGUGGGUUAGACUGACGCCAGCCGUAUCACGUGUUGAUAUAUUCGCAUAUGUGUACUGCACUGGUUUGUUUUGUUUUUGUUCUAUCUUGGGUAUCUCUGUUAUAGUGUUGCUUUAGCGGGGUGGGUUCUGUUUUCAAACAUCUGUUCACGGUUGAUCCGGAAUUUCUGUCAUCAUCAUGGAACUAAACAUAGAAUUAGUUGGUAGCAAAUACCUAAUGCACAAUGCACAUUUCACAAUCACAAUGUUUAGAG